GAUGCGGCUGACGUUGGAGUUGCUUCAGCAGGCGCCGCAGAGCUUGAACCCGGCGAAGCACCGGCAGCUGCUGCUCCGGGGGUACAAGAUCCCUGCGGUGGAGAAUCUUGGUGGAACGGAUGACGCCUACGAGUGCUUGGACCUGUCGGACAAUGACCUCAUCAAGUUGGGCAACUUCCCGCCGCUGAAGAGGCUGCGGGUGCUGCUGCUCGCCAACAACAGGAUUAGCCGGAUCGCCCCAGACUGCUUCGAUCCGCUGCCGCAGCUGGUCAGCCUAGUGCUCACAGGCAACAAGCUUGAGAAGCUCGUUGAUCUGGAGCCGAUCACCAAGUUGGCGAACCUGGAGCGCCUCAGCCUGAUGGACAACCCCGUGACCAAGGCCAGUCCGGCGGGACUGGAUGGGACGAGUGGGGAGUGGGGAGUGGAGGAUGGGCAGGGCGGAGCUGGGAUGUGGGAUACACCGGAUGGACACCUAGUUGACACCUACUUGACCCCGGAGUUGGGACAUCGGGAUUGCCUCAAGAGCUAUGAAUACAAACACAAAGCUGCAAUUCCUUCCUGA
Effrenium voratum is the source of this 562-nucleotide messenger RNA. The record is from the annotation of a GenBank genome assembly. Lineage: Eukaryota; Dinophyceae; Suessiales; Symbiodiniaceae.